Molecule: messenger RNA, 1599 nt
Organism: Melozone crissalis (California towhee)
Lineage: Eukaryota; Metazoa; Chordata; Aves; Passeriformes; Passerellidae
Gene: MGAT4D
Product: MGAT4 family member D
Exons: 15
Coding region: 1-1599 (532 amino acids)
Biological process (GO): protein N-linked glycosylation
Cellular component (GO): endoplasmic reticulum-Golgi intermediate compartment; endoplasmic reticulum; Golgi stack
Molecular function (GO): acetylglucosaminyltransferase activity
Source: RefSeq, a predicted model, not a curated record
AUGCGGCUGCGGCUCGGGCAGGUGCUGCCGGCGCUGUGCCUCGGCGCCGCCUUUCCCCUGCUGUGGUUCGCGCUGUGGCGCGGCAGCCCAGGAAAUGACUUAGAUACGUACGAACAGCAGCUGCUGGAACUUCAGCAAAGACUGUUGCAUGCUGACAUGGAAAACAAAAAAAGAUCACAUGAACUGAGCAGUGCCCUAGAUGAAAUCAAAAAUAUAGCUGCAAGAGGAAUGAAAAUGACAAAAAAUCACACAGGUUGGAAAGAGUUAACCCUGCCCAGAAAACUCCCUGUGCACCUUACAAAUAUCUACUACUAUCUCCCUCACCUGCAAGAAUAUGAAGAUGCAAUUUUCCCAAAUGUUAUUUUUGGGCAGCAGAGAACUGGAGUCUCCCUGGUGAUGGGUAUUCCUACAGUGAAAAGGAAAAAACAAAAUUACCUGAUUGAUACUCUGCAUUCCCUGCUGUACCAACUCUCUGAGGAGCAGAAGAGGGACUGUGUAAUAAUCAUCUUUGUAGCAGAGGUGGAUGCAGAGUAUGUUAAGAGUGUAGCAGAAAGUGUUAAAACCAGCUUCCCCAGAGAAGUCCAGUCUGGAGUCCUGGAGGUUGUUUCUCCUUCUGCUUCCUAUUACCCAGACCUUUCCAACCUGCCGAAAACACUCGGAGAUUCUGAGGACCGAGUAAGGUGGAGAACUAAACAGAAUUUGGACUAUAGCUUUUUAAUGCUGUAUGCUCAGCCUAAGGGAACAUUUUAUUUACAGCUGGAAGAUGAUAUUAUAGCCAAGCCUGAUUUUGUUGAGAGCAUAAAAAGCUUUGCUGCUCAGCAGUCCCAAGAUUGGAUGGUUCUUGAGUUCUCACAGCUUGGAUUUAUUGGAAAAUUGUUUAAAUCAGAAGACUUACCACAAAUAGUGGAAUUUUUUCUCAUGUUCUAUAAGGAUAAGCCUAUAGACUGGCUCAUAGACCACCUGCUCUGGGUUAAAGUGUGCAAUCCAGAGAAGGAUGCAACACACUGUGAGAAGGAAAAGUCAAAGUUGCGUGUCCGUGCUAAGCCAUCUCUCUUUCAGCACAUGGGAACCUUUUCAUCCUUGGCUGGGAAGAUACAGAAUUUGAAAGAUAAAGAUUUUGGAAAAAUGUUGCUACAUAAAGCACAUAAUAAUCCACCCGCAAAAGUGGACACGAGCCUAAAAAUAUAUGAGCAAUAUACCCUGGAAAAAGUUUACAAAGGACAAGACUGUUUUUGGGCCUUAGCUCCAGUGGCAGGUGACUACAUCAGGUUCACAUUUUUAAAUCCACUAGAAGUUGAAAAGUACUUGUUCAGAAGUGGGAACGUGGAGCACCCUGGUGAUAAACUGUUUAACACCACUGUGGAAGUGCUGCCAGCUGAUAAAACGCUAAGAAAAGAAUUGAUUCACAAUGGAAGUAAAUUUAACUACCCAGCAACCAAAGACGGAUAUUUAAAAAUAGGGGCUUUUGAAAAUGGCACAGCAGAAGGCAGCAUCAGCCAGGCAGUAGGAAGAAUAGAGGCCAUUCGUUUAUCAGUCAGCUCUGACUCUCCAGUCUGGGCAAUACUCAGUGAGGUACUUAUCAAGACAUCUGAAAACUGA